CUUUCUCUCUUUUAUUUCCAAACCAUAGCAUGGCGUCGUUUUCUUCAGCGCUAUGUCGAUGGACUCACUCUUCACGCAAACAGCACUCAAUCUUCUACUGCUGCUGGUCGUAUUAUGGAUUUACGGCCGUUUCCGCUUUCAGCGUGAUAUCGAAUUCAUGCUGGGCCAACGUUUUCCCACAUGGAAAGUGAAUGUAUUGCGGUUUGUUGCGCCGAUUUGCCUCUGUUUACUAUUGUUAAUUGCGGUUGUUGCUGCCUACUACGAGCACAGAGUCGCCUCAAUCGUCAUCCAUAUUGUAGCGGUUUUGCUCAUCGUUCUACCUUGGCUCUGCUUACCCGGUUACAUGAUCUAUGUGCUGCUGCAAACAUCGGGCUCAUUUAUGAUGCGCUUUCGACGUUGCUGUCGACCAAUGGAUUGGUAUCCCGUUGAAAUGGAGGAACGACAACGUUACGAAGAGGCCAUGGGUAAUAUGGAUAUUACGCAUCAAUUGAGUCAAAUUGAAGAUGAAGUUGCGCCAUAAAAAGCUUGUGAUACAUACACAUGUAUGUAUGUGCAAUAUGUAAAAGAAUUUCCAACAUAAAAUACUACGGCUAAAAAUUAUAACUAAAUUACUGUAUAUAUGUAGGUAUGUAUAUGUGUAACUAUAUAUGUACAUAAAUAUGAAUGUAUAAGGAAAUUGUGAUUUUGUUAAAUGAGUAAAAUUAUUAGCAGAGCUUCGUAAAUAGUAGCUUUAGUGAACGUUUAGUGGAUAAAUUGCUUUUCCGCAAACCCCAUUUGUAAAAGCUUUGCAUCAACCAAAGACGAAUUUAUGAAAAUGUUAAAAUAGUUUUUUUUUAUGAAUAAAUGCUCACACUUUA
This is a messenger RNA of Rhagoletis pomonella (apple maggot), 857 nucleotides long. Its product is annotated as sodium- and chloride-dependent glycine transporter 1-like. Lineage: Eukaryota; Metazoa; Arthropoda; Insecta; Diptera; Tephritidae. The coding region runs from base 53 to 520 and encodes 155 amino acids. Gene Ontology annotation, biological process: sodium ion transmembrane transport. The transcript has 2 exons. Gene Ontology annotation, cellular component: membrane. The record is from RefSeq and is a predicted model, not a curated record.